Messenger RNA from Tarenaya hassleriana, 950 nucleotides. Its product is annotated as phosphatidylinositol-glycan biosynthesis class F protein. Gene Ontology annotation, biological process: GPI anchor biosynthetic process. NCBI's taxonomy places the organism in Eukaryota, Viridiplantae, Streptophyta, Magnoliopsida, Brassicales, Cleomaceae. The transcript has 8 exons. The coding region runs from base 37 to 738 and encodes 233 amino acids. Gene Ontology annotation, cellular component: endoplasmic reticulum membrane. The record is from RefSeq and is a predicted model, not a curated record.
CCCGUGUGAUCCGACGCUCGGUUUGACGAGAAAGCCAUGAGAGAGGCGAAGAAGAAGAAGAAGAAAUCGGAAACUACCAUUGCUGUAUUCGGUGAUGGUUCGGUAUCAGGUUCACGAGCAUUUUCCGUUUACUUGGUUUCUGGGUUAUUCCUGGUUGUUGGAUUCUGGGUGGCCCAUCAUGUCUACGCCGCCGAUCUCAUAUCCAAUCCAUCUUUCACUCUCCUUCUCAUCUGGAGUAUUGAAUUUCCGGUUGUGGUAAUCGCCUACAGCUUGUUCCGACGAGACGCAGAUGAAUGCCCAUAUUGGAGAGCUGCUGCGCGAAGCGUUGUAGGGUUAGUGACUGGGGCUCUGAUAAACGCUUCAGGAGCAAUUGCUUUGGGCGCACCUGUUGGCUUGCAAUAUCUAUGGAAAACCAUUAAUUGGUCUUUUCUAAUGUCUGUUUUCACGUUUGUUCCAGCAGCUGCAGUUUUUGGUGCAUCAUGGGCAGAUUGGCAUCGUGCCUAUGCAUGUAUGAAACCAACUGCAAGUAGAGAAUAUAUGAUCGUUGUUCCGGCCUAUGGAGCUAUCAUUGGAGCAUGGUUUGGAGCUUGGCCUAUGCCACUCGACUGGGAAAGGCCAUGGCAGGAAUGGCCCGUAUGUGUGAGUUAUGGAGCUAUUGUCGGCUAUGCAUUCGGACAGCUGGUUUCCUUGGUUUUGAUUCUUCUCGAGAAGAGACGACUGAACAGGAAGCGGGAUUAGUCUGUUUGUUUACUGUCCAAAGUUUUGUAGAUCACAUUUUCAUGGAGCACGAGUUUAAGUUCACCAUUGAUGUUCUUUCGCCUAUCCCCUGUCUAUUUCAGUUGUUGUACUGAAAGAAAUGAUCUUGACUUACCAUUAUCACCCGCCUGUCAAGAAACAGAUGUACAAACACUGAACAUUCAUUACAAAGAUCUUAGGUUCCAUUCAAACAA